This is a messenger RNA of Salmo salar (Atlantic salmon), 4850 nucleotides long. RefSeq names its product integrin alpha-X. Gene Ontology annotation, molecular function: integrin binding. Gene Ontology annotation, cellular component: integrin complex; external side of plasma membrane. Lineage: Eukaryota; Metazoa; Chordata; Actinopteri; Salmoniformes; Salmonidae. The record is from RefSeq and is a predicted model, not a curated record. Gene Ontology annotation, biological process: integrin-mediated signaling pathway; cell-cell adhesion; cell adhesion mediated by integrin.
AUCCCCAAAUUUUUUUAGUUGAAGCCAUUUCCUCUAUAUCAAGUUCCUCUUUUCAAACUGACACAACCUUAAGACCUCAGAACUCAGACCUCUCCUUCUAUUUGCAUGUCCAUGGGAGAAUGACAAUGGAUUGGAUAAUACCUCUUUCAUUCUACUUAUCAGUGCCUCAAGGUGCUUUGGCUUUUAACAUUGACCCUGUGGCUUGGAAGUAUGUCAGCGAACCUGCUGCUGCUGGGUUUGGAUACAAGGUGGAACAGAGGAACCCAACAAGCCUGCUUAUAAGUGCCCCCAUGGUGCAGUAUGAGCAAAAUAGGAGGGGACAAGUUUACCGAUGCCUGGUCAGAGAUUCAUCUUGCACACCAUUGUCAAUACAAGUGCCCAGUCAUGGGAUCAAUAUGUCUCUUGGUUUGUCAAUGACAAAGGAUCCAGAUUCACUAAAGAUCAUGGUGUGCGGACCAACCAUCCCAAGAGAGUGCAAAACCAUCACCACCUACAACGGGAUGUGCUUUGAAAUUGACCAAAAUCUUAAUGUGAGACAACCUGUCCCUUCAUCUCUGGAAGAAUGUCCUGGACAAACAGACAUAGCCUUUCUAUUGGAUGGGUCAGGAAGUGUUGGCAGAAGUGAUUUUGAAAAAAUGAAAACCUUCGUGAAAGAUCUGAUCAAGGAAUUUCUGGAAAGGGAUACUAAGUUUGCAGUUGCCCAGUAUUCAGGCUAUUGCACUAUACAUUUUGACUUAAACACUUUUAAUGUCAUGUAUUGGGAUAAUCAAGUGAGUAGUAUUAAACAACAAGGUGGAGGGACUUACACGGCAGCAGCCAUCCAAAAAGUUGUCCAAGAUGUCUUUUCAACGAGUAGAGGAUCGAGACCAAAGGCAAAGAAGAUCUUGAUCGUCAUUACAGAUGGACAAUCAAAUGACAGCGGGAUGCUGGGGGAUGCAGCCUCUAAGGCUGACGCCAAAAACAUUAUUCGAUUUGCCAUUGGGGUGGGCCAAGCCUUUUCUUUGCCCUAUGCAAAAAGGGAGUUAGAAACAAUUGCCUCCUCUCCAUCGAAGAACUACGUGUUUCAAGUGGACAACUUCCAAGCACUUGGCCAAAUCAAGGAUACAUUACAGAACAGCAUUUUUCCUAUUGAAGGAUCUCAGACUACUGGGGAAUCUAUUAAGAUGGAAAUGGCCCAGGAGGGAUUCAGUGCAGCAUACAUGCCUGAGGGAGGAUUCCAGAUGGGAGCUGUUGGAGCCUUCCAAUGGAGGGGGGCUUACCAGGAAUACACAGGGAGCACUUUAAACCCUACACCACAACAGAGUCAGAACAUGGAACCAGAUAGCUAUAUGGGGUACUCCAUGGCAGUUGCUAGGACACACACUCGCCAGUUUACCAUUUUAGGUGCUCCAAGAUUUAAACACACUGGACGAGUGGUGUUUCUUUCAUCCAGAGACACAGACAAGCCGAUAGAAUUUUCUGGACAGAUUGGCGCUUAUUUUGGGGCAGAGGUCUGUGCGAUGGAUGUGAAUAAAGACUCAUAUAGCGACCUAGUCCUCAUAUCAGCUCCGAUGUUCACAGAUGGAGACAGAGAGGGCAGGGUAUAUGUCUGUACCAUCAAUGACAGGUUUGGAGUGGCCUGUCAAUUAGUUGCCGAGAUGACACUGGUGGGGGAUGCAGGACAGAUGGGCAGGUUUGGAACUUCUCUUGCCCCACUGCCUGACCUGAAUAUGGAUGGAUUUAAUGAUUUAGCUGUCGGAGCACCUCUAGAGAACGAUGGUCAAGGAAGUGUCUACAUAUUCCAUGGGACGAGUAGUGGAAUCAGCAAAAUCAAAUCUCAGAGAAUUUCAGCCUCAGAUGUACAGUCUGGAUUAAAGUAUUUUGGACAGUCCAUCAGUCAGACUUCCCUGGACAUGAGUUUGGACUCACUCCCAGACUUGGCCGUGGGAUCAAAGGGGGCUGUUCUCUUACUCAGGUCCAGGCCUAUAGUAACAUUGAUGGCACGAGUUUCCUUCAACCCAGACAAAAUCCCCACGAACCAGUCGGACUGCAGUACACCCCUGAGAAACAUUGCUGAAGUCUGUUUCACCAUGACCAGACAAACAACAGACACAAAAGAUCUUCAAGCAAAGAUUAACUAUACUUUAACUCUGGAUGUGACCCGCCAAGCUCCAAACUAUCGUGCUUAUAUCAGUCCAAAGAUACGGAAGGAAACGAAAACUAUUACAUUAAGACUUCAAAAGCGAUGCUUCUCUCAUAACUUCUUUACUGAGGCUUGCCCAGAGGACUCCCUCAAUGAACUGUCCAAUGAGCUUGACUUCACAUUUGAAGGGUUGCCAACAUCUCCUGGUGGCCUCAGCUCUAGCCUUUCCCCGCAGUCUCCGACUACCACAUAUCAUCCUUUAGGUUUUGAGAUCAACUGUGGCGCUGAUAACAACUGCAUUGACAACCUGAAAGUGGAUUUUAAUUUCACUAGGUCUUCAGAGGUGAGGGUUGGCAUAGAUGAGGUGAUAAAUGUGACAGUGUCAGUCGAGAGCAGGGAAGAGAACUCUUACAACAGCCACAUUAUUCUCACAUACCCUGCAGGACUUUCAUUCAGGAAGUUCACCAUACUCCAGGGAAGAGUGGAGUGUAACUCAUCAGACAGUGUGGGAAAUGUAAUGGGGGGACAAAGUGACUGCACCAUUGACAAGCCAAUCUUCAAGAGCAAUUCUAAGGCUCUCUUAGUAAUUUCCUAUGGGAUUGAUUCAAAGACUCAAUUUGGCCAAAUGAUGGUAUUCACUGCAAAUGCCUCAAGUGGAAAUACACACUCAAGAGAGAGUGAACUUUUCAAAGUAAAAGAGAUUGGUGUGAAAUACAGCAUUUUUGUUGUGAUUAAAAGAAAUGAGGAUUCAACCAGUUAUGUUAAUUUCACUGCUGGGAAAAAUGAUUUGCAGAAACAUGUGAAACAAUCCUUUGAGGUUGAAAAUUAUGGAAGAGGCUUCAAUGUUACUGUGAUAAUCAAGGUGCCAAUGAAGCUUGGUGACAAAGACAUCUGGGCUGAUCCAAAUGGUAUACAGAUUCAAGGUUGUCAAAGACACAAGGAUGAGGAACCUACUGCCACAGAGUUUGUGGACAAGCUGCAGAAAAAUCAUGCUGUGGACUGCUCUGUCGCAAAUUGCGGGGUGUUCAUAUGCAAAAGCGUCAUUAGAAAUCAGGAUCGUAACUCUUACAACAUCACUGGUAACCUCAGCUCUGGAUGGAUAGAACAGAUUGGUCUUGAGUCUGCCCAGUUCAACUUGGUCAGCAGUGCCACUGUGGAUUAUGACAGAAACCAAUACAUCUAUUAUUCUUCGGACUCCAAAAACAACCCACCUAUACAAAAGAUUGAAACUCAGGUGGAGGUGUAUCCUGAGGUUGACUUCACAAAGGGGGUCAUUGGGGGUGUUGUGGGAGGUCUGCUGCUGUUAGCUUUGAUCACAGCUGGGCUUUAUAAGGCUGGGUUUUUCAAAAGCCAGUUGAAGCAGAUGAUGCAGAAUACAUCAGAAGAUGGACCAGGGAAUGAUGGAGAAGCUGCCUCGCCUGAAUAACAGCAAACAAUUGGACUUGCUCACUGAAUGUGUACAAAUAUUAAAGGGGAAGUUCAGGAUUUUACAACUUGUAAAAUGUCCAAUGUCAUACCCAGAGACCUGGUCGCGUAGCAGGUAAUUCAGGUCGCUGGCAACCUAGAGGUUGCAGUAAAAAUACAGUAAAUAUCAUCAUUUACAAGUGUUUACUGGAAUUAGAAUACAGCAGCAUACCAUAGUAAUUUUAGGGCAGUAACACCCUACUUUAACUGUAAACUUACAGAAAAUUGUAUAUUUACUGUAUUUUUACUGCUACUCAGUAGCCAGUGUUUACUGUAAUAUAUAAUAAUUAUAGAUAAUAUAUAACAGUCUGAGAAACCUUUAGCAAAGUGCAGAAAUGUGUUCUUCCCAAUAAAUCUGUGGCCAAUCGCUGCCAUGCCCAAAAAGCAGAACAUUUCAGGUCACUGGCAACCAGAAGGUUGUAAGUUCAAAUCCCAGGAGAGGUUGAAUCCCAAAUGUCCUUUUACAGCAAUAACAUCUUAAUUCAGCUGUAAAAAACAUAUUCAAAAAUAUUGUAAUUUCAGAUGUUUGAAGCUUGUGUACAAAACUGGAAGUAAAAGAUGCAUAAACGACGCUUAAGAACGGGACGAAUAGAAAUAGCACACAUAGAACAGAGCUACCUCUGUUUAGACUUGCUUUCAAUGAUAAUGACAGAUCUAUAACUCACAUUUCUAUGUGAAUUUGGUCAGGUCGCCCAAAAAGUUACAUAUUGCAGCUUUAAAUUAGGAAUCUUGCAGCUUUAAUUGAAUUUUAACAUUUCUUAUGAAACCUUCUCGUAUUUGUAUGGCACAGACAUUGUGCUACAUAGUAAAUGUUUGUUCUAUUGUUCUUCACAUUUAAUAGACAUAGUAACUAGAUAGCUUGCUUAAAUUCAACCCCUAUCCUUGUGCUACUGGGAAACCAAUGAUCAUGUUCAUAAUUCCUUCCAAAGAUGAUUUAAUCCAAUCUUCCAACUGGCAAGAUAUCUAUCAGUUGGCAGAUUGGAUUCAUUUUUGGAGGGAAUUAUGGACAUGAUCUUUGGUUUCCAAUUUGCACAAGGAUAGGAUAUGAAUUUGCAAUAGCUUAGAGCUUACAGAACAUGUCAUGAGUUAGUUUAGUUUAUUGAAACAUACCAAACAUGAAAAUAAAUGUAAAUAUUUCUACAAAAUAAACUAACUUCCAAAAAAAUCUCAACAUUUCUUGCAUUUAAAGAAUAGAAUGUAUGGUAGCUUAUGUUCGUUGUGUACUUUACAGCUGUACAACUGAUGUUAAACAUGGCUUCAUUAA